Molecule: messenger RNA, 1461 nt
Organism: Oppiella nova
Lineage: Eukaryota; Metazoa; Arthropoda; Arachnida; Sarcoptiformes; Oppiidae
Source: the annotation of a GenBank genome assembly
AUGGUCGACCCGAUUGAAUCGGUACGUCGACUGCAUUUGCAGCAAACACUGACACCUCCAGUGCCGGCGCCCCGGAAGUCCAUACGCCUCACGAACCAGACAUUAGCCCGACUUUACGCCAACCAGGAGGUCGUCCAAAGGACCCAAUCCCUGGACGACAGCCAUAAGUGUCGGUGCAAUUGCACGGAUUGGUUGCUCCACUUCGACAACAGCCUCCACAUCGACGGCAUCAGCGCCCACAACAGCACCGGUAUUACGAUUGAUGAGCGCAAUAAUAAUUGUAGGAAUGGUGGCACCGAUUCAUCAAAACAAACACUCGAUUUAUUAACGGGUAAUGAGGGGAAAGGGAUGAUCAUCGCACCUACAGAUCAGACAAUUACAUCAACACAACAGCCACAGCCGUCCGCCAACAUAGCUACCAGUGCUGAGGAAUUGGCGCAAAUAUUUACGAACCAAUCAAUUAGCGGUGAUUUAUUUGUACCAAAUACUGGCGCUGUGGCGGUGGUGGCGGCACCAGUAGCCAAGUGUCUGUCAUUAGUCACCGGGAAUGGGAGCUCACAAAUCAGCGCCAGUAGUAGCUGCGGCUCCACCACCAGCGGUGAUGGCAGCGAUGAUAUCUAUGGCACCAUCAACGCCAGUGCCAUAACUACCGGCGCCAGCACUACUACUACUACCCAUACCACUGCCUCCACGAUAGCCACCACUGAUAGAGUAAUCAAUGAAAGUAUUGCUAUUAAUAAUAAGUUUAAUCAUAAGAAUAACUCACAGAAUGCGAGCGUAAAGAAUAAUAGCUAUGAGUCAAGCGAUUCUCGCAGUAAUGACACGAAUGUACAGAAUCUCAUACAGACAUCACAUACGGCACACAAUUCACAGAAUCAGUGCUCAACAGUUCCGCCGAUUAUUGAUUUGUUGAAAGAGUUUGAUAUCUGUUUCAAUAGUGACACCAAUUCAGAGAAUACGGAAUCCAAGAAUUUGAUUCAAUUCUCGACAACCGAUAACACAAUUAGCGUUGAUUUGUCUCAACACAAACAAAGUCAAGAGGGCCGGGAGUCAAAAGGGGACAGGGAGUCGGUCACCACCACUACCACGGGUUCUGUCUAUGAAUACGAUUCAAUAAAACUGGAGAAGGAAUCGAUUGAUACGAAGGCAUCCAUUGGUGUCGCAGAUCUCGACAACACUGACAACUCGUCCAGAGUUGAGCUCAAAGACUAUGAUCUCAUCUGUUUGGAUGAGGAGCCGGAAGAGGUGCACCGAUCGCUACUCAAGUACCGGAGGGGGCCGUUAUGUUUCGACUCCAAGUGCAUAACACUGAAGCGGCGCAUAGGGAACGGCUACUUCGGCGACGUAUUCCUGGCUACCAUUCCCUCCACUUCCAGUUCGGCGGUCAUUCAAUUGGCCGUAAAGAUGCUUAAAACACACGCUUCCAUACGUCAGAAAGUAAUGCCAUUUAUUAUACGCUAG